AUGGCGCCCACGGGCGGUGGAGGGGGAGCAGGAGGCGGCCUCGGCGGAGGAGGAAAUAUCAAGGUCGUGGUCCGAGUGCGACCGUUCAACAGUCGUGAAAUCGAUCGAAAUGCAAAAUGUAUUGUUCAGAUGCAGAAUGCCCAGACCGUUCUACAACCCCCUCCAGAGGCAGAAGACCGUCUUCGAAAAGGUGGAAAGGAUGGCGCAGGCGCUCAGCGAACCUUCAAAUUCGACAAAUCCUACUGGUCUUUCAACAAGGCAGAUCCAAACUAUGCUGGUCAAGACGAUCUAUUCAAUGAUCUGGGUGUUCCAUUACUCGACAAUGCCUUUCAGGGCUACAACAACUGCAUCUUCGCAUACGGGCAGACGGGCUCCGGCAAGUCCUACAGCAUGAUGGGUUACGGUGAAGAGGCAGGCGUUAUCCCUCGAAUUUGUCGAGAAAUGUUCGAACGGAUCAAUGGGAUGCAGUCUGAUCCUCACUUGACCUGCACAGUUGAAGUGUCCUAUUUGGAAAUCUACAAUGAGCGCGUCAGAGAUUUGUUGAACCCGGCUACCAAGGGCAAUCUCCGCGUCAGAGAGCAUCCUUCUACAGGUCCUUAUGUGGAGGAUUUGGCCAAGCUGGCUGUUCGCUCCUUCAGUGAGAUCGAAAAUCUCAUGGACGAGGGCAAUAAAGCUCGAACAGUGGCAGCCACUAAUAUGAACGAAACCUCCAGUCGCUCCCAUGCCGUCUUCACCCUCACUCUCACGCAAAAGCGCCACGAUGCCGAAACCAAUAUGGAUACCGAGAAAGUCGCAAAGAUCAGCUUGGUCGAUUUAGCUGGCUCAGAACGUGCAACUUCCACUGGUGCUACGGGUGCCCGUCUCAAGGAAGGAGCAGAAAUCAAUAGGUCGCUUUCUACCUUGGGUCGGGUCAUUGCGGCACUAGCGGACCUCUCUUCGGGCAAAAAGAGCUUGAAAGUACCAUACCGAGAUUCGGUCCUAACCUGGCUUCUGAAAGAUUCACUUGGUGGCAACAGCAUGACCGCGAUGAUUGCUGCAAUCUCGCCCGCUGACAUCAACUUUGAGGAAACGCUAAGCACCCUUCGAUACGCGGACUCGGCCAAGAGAAUUAAGAACCAUGCUGUCAUUAAUGAGGAUCCAAACGCACGCAUGAUCCGCGAGCUCAAAGAAGAACUUGCCAAACUCAGGAGCCAACUUGGGGGCGCUACCGCUGCAGGUGCCGAGGAGACUUACCCUGAGGGGACACCGCUCGACAAGCAGAUGGUCUCGAUUGUGCAGACCGACGGCUCAGUCAAGCGUGUCAGCAAAGCCGAAAUCAUGGACCAAUUGAGCCAAAGUGAGAAGUUGUACCAGGACCUCAACCAGACCUGGGAAGAGAAGCUCCAGAAGACGGAACAGAUUCACAAAGAGAGAGAAGCUGCGCUGGAAGAGUUGGGCAUAAGCAUCGAAAAGGGGAACGUAGGCAUGAGCACUCCCAAAAAGAUGCCCCACUUGGUCAACCUGAGCGACGAUCCUCUGCUGGCUGAAUGCCUGGUUUAUAACCUGAAGCCAGGAGUUACCACGGUGGGGAACGUUGACUCAUCUGAGGCUUCCGAGAUCAGACUGAAUGGAUCCAAGAUCCUUGAUCACCAUUGCAAGCUUGAGAACGUUGACAACGUGGUAACAAUCAUCCCACAUGAGGGUGCUGCUGUAAUGGUCAAUGGUGUGCGUGUCGACAAGCCGAGAAGACUGAAGAGUGGAAAUCGUAUUAUUCUGGGGGACUUUCAUAUCUUCAGGUUUAACAACCCAUUGGAGGCCAAAGCCGAGCGCGCCGAGAGAAGUCUGCUCCGACAAUCUGUAACUGCUAGCCAGCUGAGUUCCCCGACGCCAUUCCGUCCUGGACAUGAAAGAAGUUGGAGCGCUGCAGGAUCAGAAUUUGAUGGCGAUUCGAGCCGAGCCCAAUCUCCAGGAUUCAGCAGUAACAAAGACUCGGAUUGGUUCUUUGCCCGUCGAGAGGCAGCGGGUGCACUUCUUGGAUCAGACCCAAAAAUCAUGCAACUCACUGAUGAGGAGCUGGACAGUCUGUUUGAGAAUAUCCAAAGAGCACGAGAGGAGCGGCGCGGACGUUCCGACAACAAACAUUUUGAACAGGAUGAAGACUCGGAUGACCUCGGCUCUUUCCUUGUGCGCGACAAGUACAUGUCGAAUGGUACCAUCGACAACUUCUCUCUCGACACGGCACUUACACUGCCAGGCACGCCUUCUGUACAUGGCAGUUCGCAAGAAGACGGCGAACCGACUUUGACCCCGAGUCAAUUUGAACACCAAGUUCAGCACCCAAUGCAGAAAACGGGGGAAGAGGAGAAGCAAGGAGUUGCAGAGAAAUCUUCGAAAGAAGCAGAACGAGAGGCUCAAGCUGUUCAGAUGCAGCAAGAAUUGGAGCGGGCAAGACAGGAGUUUGAAGAAGAACUUCAAAAACAAAAAGAAGUGUACGAGGCACAGAUCAAGAAAAUGGAUGAGGACGUCAGAAUACGAGAAGCUUCUCGAACGCCAGCUGGCUUCCUGCCCCUGCAAGCCUCUGAGAUAGCCAUUGCACGGAACGUCGUGGAGAAAUGGCAACAAAGGAAUUAUAUCUUGAUAGCGGAGGCAAUAUUGCAGAAUGCCGGUCUUCUCAAGGAAGCGCAGGUCAUGAGCAAGCUGCUGGAUCACGAUACCAACUUUCAGUUUGUGAUUUUGGACAAUGGACAAGAACGUGGCUCGUCGUACGAUCUCAUCCUCCAAGAUAUCUCUGGAGAUGACGAUGAUGCUCUCGCGGAUGCGCGCAAGCCAUGUCUUGCCGUGAGGGUCAUUGACAACCAACUCAGCUGUAUCCACCUUUGGCCACUGGAGAAACUCCGACUACGAGUGGCCAAGAUGCGGCAAAUGCGCCAGUACAAGAAUCAGCCAGAAUAUUUGCAGCAUUUCCGGAUGGACAACCCGUUUCGUGACUCUGACCAGCCUUUGUUUUCGCUAAUUGGGGACGGGAGUAUUCCUCUGACUGCGGUCUUUGAAACACGGGUCCAAGAUUUUGUGGUAGAGGUAUCCUCGCCAUCCACUAGACAAAUUGUCGGCAAGGUCAGGAUGUCAUUGGAACCCUCGUUAGCAGAGUCCCCACCUUCCACCAUCAAAUUCAACAUUGUCAUGCGUGACUUAGUGGGAUUCGCUGAACACGAGGGCACACAAGUCCAUGCCCAGAUGACAGUCCUGGGGACUGAGGACGAGAGCGUGGCCACCACCCAACCCGUCCAUGGCUUCGGCGAUGGACCUGUACGUUUUGAGAGCAUUCACAACCUGAGCAUCCGUCAAUCAGGGGAGAAAUCUGCAAUCCUGAAGAUCGCCAUUUUUGCUCAAGUCAGCUCGACCCAUCUCGAUAAGCUGAUCAGCUGGGACGAGCUUCGUGAAAUGAAUGAACAACCUCCCGAUCAUCAACCUGCUCAUCGCCUGCCAGAGUCUGAAUACAGUGUUGAAGAACGGCAUGACGUUUUUGCAAAAGUCCAGCUCCUAGAACUAGCAGAAAACGGCCAGUAUAUGCCAGUAGAAGUCCUACAAAGCAACGCAAACGAUAGCGGAGCGUUCCAGCUGCAUCAGGGACUCCAACGUCGAAUCUCCGUCAAUCUGACGCACGUUCUGACGGAAUCUCUGCCUUGGGACGACCUGAAGUCCUUGCGGGUCGGGGAAGUUCAUCAACUAGAUUCGUCCGGGCGUGUCGUCGAUAUUGCCUCAGUCACACCUGAUAUCCUUCUCAAACAAAUCCAAGAACCCAUGAUCAAAGACAAUGCCGAUGGCACCUCGAACAUCACCAUCGUGGGACAAUGGGACAGUUCGCUACACAAAACCCUUCUGCUCGACCGUGCCACGAACGAAAACUGCAGAGUCCAGAUCUCACUGCGCUGGGAUGUCAUCUCCAACCGUCUCGGGCACGAUCAGCCGAUGACAUUCUCCAUCGACCAACAGUUACAAAUCUUGCCGCGAUCUUACGUCCGCCCGCAGUCUCUGUUCAAAUCCUUCUGGAGCCAAACACGGGUCACUCACGCUACAGAUGGACUAUUCUCAAUUGUUGUACGACCAGUCAGUGCAAAGAGAGCAGCCGAUCUCUGGCGUCUGGAUACUUCAAAGAACUACAUUAACGGCGAAGAACUUCUCGGUAAUUGGCAACCAAGAGGGAUUUCGUUAGUGAAAGACUACCUGAUCGCCCGAAGGAAAAGGCGUCAAUUGGAGGACAUCGAAUCUGCAAAAGCCUCGUUGGGAUUGCGUAGAUUGAGUGUAACCACACACAAAUCCAGGUCUCGUGCAGCAUCACCUUCUACGCCGGAUACCAAAGAGGAGGAACUUCUGCGUAAGUAUCUCGCGAUCUGGAUGAAGCCGAGUGCGGAGAUGAAGAAUCCCAUCUUCGAUGAUGCCGACGAGAGCGUGCGAUUCCCGGCAUCACCUACCCCGUUGACUGAGACCUCGCGAUUGCCGUCGACGCGGUAUCGAGCCACCGUCUCCCACGUGCCCAAGAACACUGUGUCCCUAAAAUCAGGUUAUCUUCUCAUGCCCUCGGAAACCUACGAAUCCCCCGGCUCCGGCAAUCAUACCAAUACCAUGCAAUGGAAACGACGCUUUGUUGAUCUACGUCCUCCUUAUCUUCUCAUUCAAUCCGUCCCUGACGGCGAAGGAGUCAACGCGGUAAACCUCACGCACGCACGAAUCGACCACGAUCCCGACUUCAAGCGCUUACUUGGCAGUGGAUCAUCCAUUGUGCAUGAAGGCACCGAGUUCUCGUCGGGAGAGCGGUGGGGUCAUAGAAGGACAGGCAGCAAUGCGGAACUGCAUGGUCUAGCGCACGUAUUUGCUGUCUAUGGCGAGCAGAACACCUUCCUGUUUGCAGCAAGAAGCGAGAGUCAGAAAGUUGAAUGGAUCCUGAAGAUCGACCAGAGUUACUUCGCGGACGAUGAGGAGCAAGAUCAAGUUGAGGUCUAA
This is a messenger RNA of Cladophialophora psammophila CBS 110553, 4980 nucleotides long. RefSeq names its product kinesin family member 1/13/14. The record is from RefSeq and is a predicted model, not a curated record. Gene Ontology annotation, biological process: cytoskeleton-dependent intracellular transport; microtubule-based movement. Gene Ontology annotation, molecular function: ATP binding; ATP hydrolysis activity; microtubule motor activity. Lineage: Eukaryota; Fungi; Ascomycota; Eurotiomycetes; Chaetothyriales; Herpotrichiellaceae. The transcript has a single exon. Bases 1 to 4980 code for a protein of 1659 amino acids. Gene Ontology annotation, cellular component: kinesin complex; microtubule.